AUGUAUCAAAUUGGAGCAAAUUUGGUGAUCUUAUUUUAUAUUUCAAUGCUUCUCCUAAUGAUAACGAAUAUUUCAACUGAAACUAUUACAAAUGAAGCAAUGAUAAAUGAACAGAAUACCAAUACAAAUGGAAAUAUUUCAUUUUCAAAUCGAUCUAAGCGACAAUAUACUCAAAAUUGUCCAGCGGGAUGUUUCCCGAGUUGUUACACAAGCUCUCAAUGUCGGCAAGUUGCGCCACGAAUGAUGUGCAUUCAUGCAUGCUGCUGUCCAUCUACCGCCCCAAGUCAUGUUCAUCCGCCCAUUAAUCCCGGCAGCAUUAAUAUUUUCCCGUUCCCAUUACCCAUCGGACCACCAAGUCAACCAAAUAUUUUCAGUCUUUCAACAGCAUGCGAUGGUGGACCAGCGGUAGCCGCUUGUAUCAAUGGACUCUGUGGACAAGGUUUCUUCUGCAACAGCCGGGGUUUCUGUUGUCGAUGUGCUAGUGGCAAUUCUACCGGUCCAUGCGUUAAUAAUUUAUGUCCGGUUGGCUACUCAUGCAAUACCAACAAUUAUUGCUGUCCACUUGGUUCCGGUUCCGUACUUGGUCCUUGCAUCAAUAAUCAAUGUCCGAUAGGUUACGCAUGCGGUGCCGGUAAUUUAUGCUAUUUGGUUACAUCAAGUGGUUUAAAGAAACGAAAAUAA
Cercopithifilaria johnstoni is the source of this 681-nucleotide messenger RNA. Lineage: Eukaryota; Metazoa; Nematoda; Chromadorea; Rhabditida; Onchocercidae. The record is from the annotation of a GenBank genome assembly.